UAAUAAUAAUAAUAAUAAUUUUAAAAAAAAUUUUUAACUUAAAAAAAUAAAGUAUAGAUAAAAGUCAGCUGACAAUUUAGUUUCAGUUAAAAAUCAAAAUGUCUGGUUGAUUGUUUAUUUAUUUAGUUAGCAAGAAUAAUAAUAAUUAUUAUUAUAAAACCAUGGAUAAUAUGGAGACAACUACAGGAGGAGGAGAGACAGCUGGUGAAGAAGAAGAAGAUGUAUCAUUCCAUUUAGGAGAAUUAUUUAAUAGUUAUGAAGAGCUGGAGUGCAAGUUAGAAAAAUUUUCCAAGCGUAGCUUAGUCCAUUAUUGGAGACGAGACAGCAGAACUGUCAGCGGGGCUCACAUGAAAACUGCAAGGCAUAUUAGCGAGAAACUUAGAUAUUAUUCGGUCAAGUAUGCUUGUAUUUAUGGUGGCCAGAAAUUUCUACCACGUGGUGCUGGUAGAAGACAGUCACAAUCAAUCAGAACAAAUUGUCCUGCGCACAUCAUGUUAAGAGCAUCGAAAGACGGGAAUAAAUUAGAAGUCACUAGCGUAAAUAAUGACCAUAAUCAUGAAAUAUCUGAGGAAUUAUUCAAAAAAUUACCACAAGAAAGAAAAUUAUGCGGUGAAAUGAAACAAGAAGUCCAGGAACUUAUGCAGUUACACAUUGACCGUAAAAGAUUAAAAGAGUAUGUUCGUUUACGUACAAACAAAAUACUUAGAUCUAAAGAUUUAUUUAACAUUGCCGCCGCAAAUAAACAAAAGAAGACAAUAACUCCUGAGCGAGCGUACGAGUUGUUUGAGCGGAUUCGUGAUUUAGAAGAUUUACAAAACCGCAAUUCUAGCGGUAAAGUAUUUUCUGAAUCUGAUGAUGACACUUCACCGAGUGCCAAGCGUAUUAAAAAGGAACCUCAAUCACCUUGGGGGCAAGAUGAAUUAUCAUCAGAAUUAGCUGAAGCAAGUGAAGGUAAUGACGGGGAAGAUUCUUACACUCAAUUAUCGCAAGAAGAAGUUGUUGACGACAUGGAUACAACGGAAGAUCAAUUAUUAAGUACGAAUACCGACGGCGAUUUAAUUUCAGCGAACGGUGAAAUCGUAGGCGAGUUGGUAAUGCAAGAUGACCCGUCAGUUAUUAUUGAGUCAAUAGUUAACACAGACGAGUAUGGCGACGAGCGUAACUUUGGAAGUUACCGCGAUGACGAUCAUCACUUGAAGCAUCAGGUUGACGACCACACUGAUACCGAAGUGUUGUCAAUUGAUCCCAUUGGAGCAGACGCUGAAAUAGAUAAGCUCUCGAAGACCCCGUCUAAUUCACCUGUGCCUGGACAAACGAUAGAAUCGCUGUCGGCGGAUAUUGAUGAUCAUUCACCCGAGUUAAAUCAAAAUCACUCGCACUCUCAUCAUAUUAAUCAAGACUCUCAUAGAAUUUGGAUUAUGAAAGAGUCGCCGACUCAUCAAACUGAUAACUUUGUUGAUGAUGAUGAUGAUGAUGAUGAUGGUGGUAUAAAAACGUCUGCUGUAGAAGCUGCUGAAUGUAGACCAGUUACCACUACAAUUAAUGGUGAAGAAAAUUCGGAUGUUAAUGAAGUUGUUUUUGCAGAAGAGGCUAGUCAUCAGUUAUUAUUGGAACAGCUUGCAGUCUUGAGAGCUGAAAAAAAUAAAUUGCAUCAUGAAACAGAAAUGCUUAAGCUGAAAAAAAAUAAACUUAAAUUACAAAUUGAUUGUUUUACGAGUGAACUCAGUAAGCAGGAAAUGGAAAAAGAAAAAUUGAGAUUGGAAAUAACAUUACUUAAGUCUAAAGUCGAUGGUGAUGGUGUUUCUUUGUUGUUUGUACCUUAAUUUGGUUAAGAUAUGAUUAUUGAAACAUGUGAAUAAGACUACUGUUAGGUUACUGAUUAAUAUUAAUAUUAUUAUUAUUAUUAAAUAUUUUAUGAGUUUACUUAUAAGCGUAUUUAUAAUAACGGUCUAAAAAGUAUUGUGAGGAAAAAUAAAGAGAAGUUUUUUAAAUGUAUAGAGGGAACUAUUUAUGAUAAUAAUGCAUUUUUAAUUCGCUCAUUAUUAAUAAUACAUUAGAUUUAUAUCGAUGGAUGAUUAUAUUUUCAUUAUUGAAUGACUGGUUAGAAUAUUUUUUGAAAUUUCAUGAGAUAAGUUUAUGGAAAAAAUAAGACUUGCGCUGAGGUAUUUUUAGUAAAGUUGACAUGAAAAUGCAGCUUAUUAAAUAAUUGCCAAUAAACAAUUGUAAUCUUUAUUAAUUAAUAAUAAAUGUUUGUGGGAAAUUUAA
Cotesia glomerata is the source of this 2265-nucleotide messenger RNA. RefSeq lists its product as uncharacterized. The record is from RefSeq and is a predicted model, not a curated record. The transcript has 5 exons. NCBI's taxonomy places the organism in Eukaryota, Metazoa, Arthropoda, Insecta, Hymenoptera, Braconidae. The coding region runs from base 162 to 1823 and encodes 553 amino acids.